Messenger RNA from Manis javanica (Malayan pangolin), 424 nucleotides. Lineage: Eukaryota; Metazoa; Chordata; Mammalia; Pholidota; Manidae. The record is from RefSeq and is a predicted model, not a curated record.
GAGGGAGAGAGAAGAUAAAGAUAGGCGGGAUCAACUUCCAGCGCCAAACCUUGCCUGUCUGCGCGCGCGUGUCCGCCUGGGCUCAGGACCUUUGAGGGGCUCAGGUUGCGGGGCGCGCAGCCCGGGACUGGGCUCCAGCUGCGCGGGGGCGAACAUGGCGGGGCCGCGGGCGCUGUUUCUCCUGGGCUUCCUCGUGCCCGCGCUCCUGCUCCCGGAGGCCGCCAAUAUCCUGACCGUGUCCUCACUGGGUGGAAGCCAUUAUCUGCUGUUUGAUCGGGUGUCUCAGAUCCUUCAAGAUCAUGGCCAUAAUGUCACCAUGCUUCAUUUUGGAAGACAGCUUAUGAUCCAAAGUAUGACUUUUGUAAUUGUUGAAUUCUCCUAUACCAGACAAAGAAAGACAAUGCCUAAUUUAUAUUAUGCUUAG